Messenger RNA from Chinchilla lanigera (long-tailed chinchilla), 955 nucleotides. RefSeq names its product SNAP-associated protein (gene Snapin). Gene Ontology annotation, cellular component: synaptic vesicle; BLOC-1 complex; BORC complex. The record is from RefSeq and is a predicted model, not a curated record. Gene Ontology annotation, biological process: lysosome localization; regulation of synaptic vesicle exocytosis; lysosome organization. The coding region runs from base 55 to 465 and encodes 136 amino acids. Lineage: Eukaryota; Metazoa; Chordata; Mammalia; Rodentia; Chinchillidae. Gene Ontology annotation, molecular function: SNARE binding. The transcript has 4 exons.
GUUCCAGUUCCCGGCGGCCCUCGCGGCAGGUUCCGGACGUCUGGACUGUUCGUGAUGGCGGGGGUUGGUUCCGCCGCCCUGUCCGGGGCAGGGACGCCGGUGGCGGGGCCCACAGGCCGCGACCUCUUCGCGGAGGGACUCCUUGAGUUCCUGCGGCCGGCGGUGCAGCAGCUCGACUCCCACGUCCACGCCGUCAGGGAGAGCCAGGUGGAGCUCCGAGAGCAGAUUGACAACCUCGCUACAGAGCUGUGCCGGAUCAAUGAGGACCAGAAGGUGGCCUUGGAUCUGGAUCCCUAUGUUAAGAAGCUGCUUAAUGCCAGACGACGAGUGGUCUUGGUCAACAACAUUUUACAGAACGCCCAGGAACGACUUCGGAGGCUAAACCAUAGCGUUGCCAAGGAAACAGCCCGCAGACGGGCAAUGCUGGAUUCUGGAGUUUAUCCCCCUGGCUCCCCAAGCAAGUAACAGCACAGAAGAUGGGCAUGUGACCUGAGUAGCACAAGUAGCAUCCCCAGCUUCCUUGUCUCCAGAUUUGAGAAGAUUCUGGAAGCAAUCCCUAUAGACCUUGGAACACCAAGGCAUCCCUGGGGUUUGAGGCACUCGUUCAUGUAGGGGCCCUAAGAAACCUAUGUAUAGCAACAUUUGGACUCCCAAAGGACUUAUACUACAACUCUGCUUCCUUCCAAGAAUAAGCUAAGGCCUCUACAUGUUUCCACAGUCUGUAUAUCCCAGGCUCAACUUUUUUAGGCCUAGUUAACCAGUGGAGCAUCCUUUGUUACAUGUUUGGUUUCUCAGACCUGGGCACUGGGCAGCAUGUCUCCUGUAGCUUCUUGUUCCUUUGUUUACACCGAGAAUUCAGAAGACAGGCUCUGUCCACCCUCUUGUUGACUGCACUGGCUUGACUACAGUAGCAGUAAAGCUAGAACCAUUUAAUUCAAUAAAUGCUUAAACAGUA